UCUAAAGUCAUGGGUGGGUAACUGCUCGAAUGGAAGAGCAGAGAAGGGUGUUAAACUACAACCUCCUCUUCCUCUGUGUGAUGAAGCCUCUCCUUUGCGCUGCAGGUAAAGAAGAGUGGAUCUCGUACUCCCAGUGGAACCAGCAGCUCCAGCAGGCCUUUGAGGCGGCCUACUGGGUGUCUGGGGACGACCCCAAUGAGAAGCACCCUGACCUGGUGCACAAGAAAGGCAUCUAUAAGGACAGCUAUGGGGCCUCUAGCGCCUGGUGUGACUACCAGCUGAGACCCAACUUCACCAUCGCCAUGGUGGUGGCUCCAGAGCUGUUCACGGUGGAGCGGGCCUGGAGCGCUCUGCAGGUGGCUGAGAAGAAGCUCCUGGGACCCGCGGCUCUGUCCCAAGGCUCCAUGAGUGACAUGGUGUACUGCGGUGUGUAUGACAACGCUCUGGACGACGACAACUACAACCUGGCCAAAGGCUUCAACUACCACCAGGGGCCGGAGUGGCUGUGGCCGGUGGGUUACUUCCUGCGUGCUAAGCUCUACUUUGCCAAGAAGCUGGGAGAGGAGAUCUACGCUGAGGCCGUGACGCUGGUGAAGAACGUCCUGUCUCAGCACUACACCCACCUGGAGAGGUCUCCAUGGAAGGGUCUGCCGGAGCUGACCAAUGAGAAGGGCCAGCACUGCCCGUUCAGCUGUGAGACCCAGGCCUGGUCUGUGGCCACCGUGCUGGAGGUCCUCUACGACCUCUAAACGCCCCCUGAAGGGAGCAGCCCUACUUCCUGGAGUAGGCCACUGUAGACACAUGGCUUGUAGACGCACACAGAACCACACACACACACACACACACACACACACACACGCUCAGUCCACUGGCUCUAGUCACACUAGAUAGGUGACGCGAGGGGUGGUUCCUCCUUCCCUCUCGCUGGGUUCACUGCUACCCUGCCCACCGCCUGCCAGGAGCUCCUGAGGCUCCCCUCCCAUGUGGUAGUCCCCUCAGUCUGUAACGGCCCCCAGGGGCCCUCUGGCAUCACGUCGCCAUGUUGAGAGCUGCGUGGAGGCAACCCCUCAGUCAGAGCUAUGAUCUGAAUUACAAAUGUAGCACCAUGGCACAUGUGUUAGCUUGAAUCCCUUCACUGGUAGGGUUGGGUUAGAGGUUAGAGGUUAUCCUCAUAACUCUACUCUAUCCUCAUACCUCUACUCUAUCCUCAUAACUCUACUCUAUCCUCAUACCUCUACUCUAUCCUCAUACCUCUACUCUAUCCUCAUACCUCUACCCUCAUAACUCUACUCUAUCCUCAUUACUCUUCAUUAAGUUCAUGAAUGUUACACACGUGUUAAUAUGUAAUAUGUCAGAAGUUCACCGUGAAGCAUGAACUAAUCCUACUGAAGCAGAAAUAUGAAAUACACCUAAUUGAAAGCGAGCGUUUGUGUUCUUGAGUUGCUGGCAGCAGAUGGAGAACCCGUGUUCCUCGUCUCUCCCAUCGUGAUGUCUCUGCAUGUGAAACCUGUUGCAGCUCAUUAAAGGAUGUGACUCCA
This is a messenger RNA of Pseudoliparis swirei, 1538 nucleotides long. RefSeq names its product glycogen debranching enzyme-like. The record is from RefSeq and is a predicted model, not a curated record. NCBI's taxonomy places the organism in Eukaryota, Metazoa, Chordata, Actinopteri, Perciformes, Liparidae. Gene Ontology annotation, molecular function: 4-alpha-glucanotransferase activity; amylo-alpha-1,6-glucosidase activity. Gene Ontology annotation, biological process: glycogen catabolic process. The transcript has 5 exons. The coding region runs from base 30 to 749 and encodes 239 amino acids.